This is a messenger RNA of Ipomoea triloba (trilobed morning glory), 1212 nucleotides long. Its product is annotated as serpin-ZX-like. The transcript has 2 exons. Gene Ontology annotation, molecular function: serine-type endopeptidase inhibitor activity. NCBI's taxonomy places the organism in Eukaryota, Viridiplantae, Streptophyta, Magnoliopsida, Solanales, Convolvulaceae. Bases 1 to 1212 code for a protein of 403 amino acids. The record is from RefSeq and is a predicted model, not a curated record.
AUGGACGUUAACCGUGAAUCGAUCAAGAAUCAGGUGGAUCUUUCAUUAAAGCUAGCGAAUCACAUCUUCUCUACAGAGGCCGGAGGAGAUUCCAACCUAGUUUUCUCUCCUCUAUCCAUUAACGUCAUCUUGAGUCUCAUUGCCGUUGGUUCAGAUUCCCCAACUCGCGACCAGCUCCUCGCUUUUCUAAAGUCGGACUCCACCGACGACCUCAACACAUUUUACUCUCAGAUCGUGGGCUAUAUACUGGUAGACGGCAGCCUUACUGGCGGCCCAAGCUUGUCGGUGGCAAACGGUUUGUGGAUGGACCGGACUCUCCCAAUAAAGCCUUCAUUCAAGCAUGUGGUGGAUACUGUUUAUAAAGCCGCAUCUGAAUCAGUUGAUUUUCGGCACAAGGCAAGCCAAGUGGUUGAUGAAGUGAAUUUGUGGGUUGAAAAAAAAACUAAAAGUCGUAUCAACCACAUACUUCCUCCCAGUGCAGUUAACAAUAGAACACGGCUCCUUUUUACAAGUGCAUUGUAUUUUAAUGGAGCUUGGAGAGAGUUUGAUGCAUCGAUGACGAAGGAUCACGAGUUCCACCUCCUUAAUGGAAGCUCUAUACAAGUCCCCUUCAUGAGCAACUAUUUGAAGCAAUCUGUGAAAGCAUUCAGUGGUUUCAAAGUCUUAAAACUAUCUUAUAAUCGAGGCAAUGAUUAUAAGGAGCGUCGUAGUUUCUCCAUGUCCUUCUUUCUGCCUGACGCCAUGGAUGGACUGCCAUCUUUGCUGGAAAAAACGAGCUCUGAAUCUAGCUUUAUAGAGCGCCACCUCCCUACCCAUAUGGUUUCAAUGGGCAAGUUUCUGAUCCCAAAAUUCCAAAUAUAUUUCCAGUUUGAAGGUUCAAGAGUUCUGGAGGAGCUUGGGGUGGUGACGCCGUUCAAUCCCACGGGUGGGGGUCUGACUGAGAUGGUGGAUUCACCGGAGGGUUCUGAGUUGUAUGUUUCAAAAAUCCUGCACGGAUCGUUUAUUGAGGUUAAUGAGGGAGGAACAGAAGCCGUAGGUGUUUCAUUUGGUGUGAUGUAUACAUGUUGCAUGGUAGAGAAAGAAGAUAAGACAGACUUUGUGGCUGACCAUCCCUUCCUGUUUGCUAUUCGAGAAGAUUUUAGUGGUGCCAUUCUCUUCGUUGGGACUGUGCUUCAUCCCCAUUAUAUGGGGGUGUUCCCAAACGGCCAAUAG